This is a messenger RNA of Zasmidium cellare ATCC 36951, 1782 nucleotides long. RefSeq lists its product as uncharacterized. The transcript is spliced from 6 exons. Gene Ontology annotation, molecular function: ATP binding; ATP hydrolysis activity. The record is from RefSeq and is a predicted model, not a curated record. Bases 1 to 1782 code for a protein of 593 amino acids. NCBI's taxonomy places the organism in Eukaryota, Fungi, Ascomycota, Dothideomycetes, Mycosphaerellales, Mycosphaerellaceae.
AUGGCUCCGGAACAAGACGAGGCCGUCACGGCCGGACGACUACCGCUGCACUUCACUGCUGGUGAUUUAGCAAACACGUUGACGGAGGCCAAUCGAGCGAUGGGCGACGAAGGUGGCAACGACGAUGCGAGAAUUGUUCGCUGGCAAGAAGACGAAGAAACGAGUUCCUGGAAUAUGCACUCCAUCACGAUCCAGAGCCCGUACAUUCGACAGGUUCUUCACAAAGUCUUCGAAGACUAUGCAGGUGUGAGCACUGAACUGAAGGAUCUCACUUUCCGAGCACCUUUCCACGAGUUCUUCUUCCGGUGGCAGAAGUUCCAAAACUUGUUGCGUGAAGAACAGGACGAGAAGGUCAAGGAGCAUUGCGAAGUCCUUGUUGAAGCCUUGAAGGACCAACUCAAGCCUCAUCUGGACCGUACCGCCGAUCUUCGCAAACAUGGACUGGUUAGCUUCGACUAUCUUUGGGCUCUGUACGAACCAGGUUGCGAAGUCUACGCCAAGACCGACGAAGGAGAGCGGCUGUACAUUGUGAAUGACUCCUACGUCACAAAGCAGAACAAUGCCGAAGUUCAUAUCGUGCUGUGCCGAUUCAUCGAGUUUGAUGGCGACAAGCUUGGUUUCGACACGGCAAGACGUAAGAUCAGCCCGUUCAAGGGCGUAAAAGCUGUCACCGACCUGCCACUCUACCCAAGCAAGGCACAUCCCGAUCUCGACGGCGUUCGCGAACGACUCGAGCGGCGAGGCCGCAAGUUCCUGGAGCACUGUGGUGUCCGCUACAAGCAAUACUCGGGCUUCUUCUUGACCUAUGAUGGCAGCAUCUUCGGGCCCAAGAAGCAGCAUAUUGGUACAGGCAGAAUAGUCAUUGACGUUCAAUCAUUCGCACAGGAGAAUUACAGCGAUUCGCCAACGGAUCUGGACCCUUUGAGCAACGCCCUCCUUGUCUACUGCAGUCCUAUGGUUCGUGGCUUCAAUCUUUCUAACAAGAAAUGGGCUGGUUUCUUCGUCGACUCAAUUCAUGAGAUCGAAUGGAGCGUGCACGCUUUCGACAAGUUGCUACUCCGUCAACAGUACAAGAAGAUGAUUUUGGCUUUCGUGAAGAGCCAUCUCAGCUCUGUCGACGACUUCGACGAUGUCAUCAAAGGCAAAGGCCAGGGUUUCAUCAUGCUGCUCUGUGGCGAUCCUGGAGUCGGCAAGACGCUUACCGCCGAAUCAGUGGCCGAAGAAAUGAAGCAACCACUCUACGCCAUGACGGCCGGUGAGUUAGGCAGCACUACUGACGACGUAGAGACUUCCCUCCAGAGGGUGCUCAAUCUCUGCGCCAAGUGGCACGCAGUGCUUCUGAUGGACGAGUGCGACGUCUUCCUCGAGCAACGCUCAGCCACCGAUCUUGAACGUAACAAGCUGGUGUCAGUGUUCCUCCGCCUGCUGGAGUAUUAUAAGGGCGUGAUGCUCCUCACCACGAAUCGCGCGUCCGCCGUGGAUCCCGCGUUCCUUUCUCGCAUCCACCUCUCCAUCAACUACCCCAACCUGGACGGCAAGGCACGAAAACAGAUCUGGCAGACGUUCGUUCAGCAACAGGCCAACGACCAGGUGAAUGCUCAGCCGAUCACCGACUCCCAAUUGGACACUCUCGCCGAAUUGAACUUCAACGGCCGAGAGAUCAAGAAUAUCGCGAGGUCAGCUCGUCUCCUUGCCGCGCAGGACAAUGUGCCCCUUGGCUAUGAGCAUCUGCAGACGGUGCUUGAUGUCAAGACGGAUGCUGAUGCUGCACGGAUCGCUUGA